This is a messenger RNA of Malus domestica (apple), 1159 nucleotides long. The record is from RefSeq and is a predicted model, not a curated record. Lineage: Eukaryota; Viridiplantae; Streptophyta; Magnoliopsida; Rosales; Rosaceae.
CGAUACUUGAUGCUCGCUCAACAAAGCAGCUCAAAUUACUUGAACAACCUAAUUCUGAAACACACAAAAACCAAGGCCAUUCAUUCCCUUGUAACCCUAGCUUCGUCACUCACAAUAUUUGUAAGCAAUCACACAUACAUAUGGAUCAUCAAAGUAGUGAGGAUCAGAAGCUCCAAGCUUUUGACAAAUUCAUCGACAAUAAGUACUACGCCAAGUUGUUUAUAACGAGGACUUUGAAGUUUGUAGUCUCAGUGUCUUUGUUGUCCUUGUUUCUUUUUGUAACAUCAUCAGGUUUUUGUGUACUUCCCGAUCCCUUCAAUCAGUUCAACGCCUAUUUCUCCACGUUGCUUUUGUCAAUCUUUACCCACACCCUUGAGAGGAAGUACAUCUUUCUUAUUUGUAAUGGAAUCCUUGCUUUUCUUGCAAAAACUUCGACUAAUUCUUGCUGUUGCAGUUGCAAUGAUGAAUCCGAUGAGGAUGGCAUCGCUUAUGUGGCUGACGAAGGAGAAGAAGAACCAACGUUGACUUCAGAAGAAGAAGAAGAACCAACGUUGACUUCAGAAGAAGUUGGACAACUACAAGAUCUAGAAAAACAACAAAAUGGUUCUUUAUAUACAGAGAACCAUGAAGAAAUGCAGCCUGAAGCUUUCGUUGAAGAAGAAGAAGAAGAAGAAGUGAGUGAGUCUUUGAUGAAGCAAGGAGAAGAAGAAACGGAAACGCAAGAGCUAGCAACAAAUUCUGACGUUGGAGAUGAUCAGUACGACUUAACGAGCAGUACAGAUGAAUUGAACAAGAAAAUCGAAGAGUUCAUAAGAAAAAUGAAGGAGGAAAUCAGGAUAGAAGCCCAACGCCAACCCAUUAUUGCCGCUUAAUUAAGGGGAUCUUAGAUUUUUGUCCAAAAGCUUAAGCUGCAUCUGUGAGGCAUGUUUUCUCUAGUUUGUAAACUGAUUGUAUCAUCAUCAUCAUCAUCAUCAGUAUGUCUCCACUACUAUUGUAGGUAGACUAGAUAGCACUAGAACCUCCCUUAUUAUGUUGUUAUUUCCAUUGUAUAUAUUAUUUUCUUGUUAAUUAAUUAUGAGUCUUAUAAGCCUGUACCAAGCUAACUUAGCUUUUAAGUUCAAAUCUCUUUCCUCGUAUUCAUGUAUGAUGAGUAAUAUGA